AUGUUCCGCGGCCUUGCAGCAAGCCCCGGAACGGCGACCCGCGCAGCAGCGGAAGCGGCUUAUGUGGAAGCCCUGGAGUAUCUGCGCGUGCGGGGGUUUGGGGUUGUGCAGCCAGCCCUCGACGGCAAGCUCCCUGUGUUCCUGAAGAGACACUAUCAGUCUUUGCCGCAGUCUUCCAGAGAGCAGCUGGCCCAAGCGCACGUGCCAGGAACCGUGUUUGGUUUGCAUAUUGCAGAAGCAAGUUGCGCUCGCCCAGGCGCCGACGCAGCAGCAUUUUCAGUCGGCUUGGCUGCGCCCGACGCAGCAGCCCCCGUGGGCAGCUUGGCUACGGUCGCGCUCGCGGAGGACAACACCGAAGUCAUUGGAAAGACAACAAGCAGCUCCGACAGCAAGCCGCUAAAUCGGCAAGCUUCUGCAGCAGGCAAACGCGCGGGCAUUUCGGCUGCAAGCAUUCCAGACAAGGCUGGCAAGGAUUGCCUCAGUUCGUCAACGCCUCGUGAAGCGGCGGAAGAAGCAACAGUGCGUGAUGCUCGCGAACAAGACCGCGACGAAGACCUGGGCGCGACCUGGGAGGUAAUCCACCAGGGCCCGGUGGACAUGUGCAUCCAGAGCUACACGAGCUUUCGAGAAGCAGUGGAGCAGGUACUAGGCUUGAGCAAAGACGCAGGCAUCUAUGAUUUCCACGAUCUGGGGCUGGAGCGUGGUGUACGCAGAUUGAAAGGCGCGUGCCGGCCUGAAGCCUGCAAAGGAUGCACGCAGCGGGUGCGUGCAGAAUUUGGCUUUGAAGCCGGGCGGCCGAGUCUGAAGGUUCGCACGAGGGGCAAGCAUGGGGAACUUGCGAAGCCAACUGGUGGAUCUCUGUGGACAGUGGCCGAGGAAGUGGCGAUCCGCAGAAGCUGUAAAGAUGCAGAAACCCUCACGAGUGUGAAUGUUCGCCAGUGUCUGAAGCAGGCGGGGCUAAAGCUUCGAUGCGAAUCACGGCAGCUUCACCAAUGGGUGACAAGACAAAAAGCCAAGCUAGGAGUGCAGACGAAGCGAGGGCCAACGUCUGUUCGGGCAGGGGAACUACAAAUUGCGGCGGCCCCUUUCCUGCUCAAAGAUCUUGGAACGUGGGAAACGCUGCCUUUGCAUAAGCUCUUCGUCUUGCAGGAUCCAGCACCUACCUUCAAUGAAGAGCGUGUCUGCGUCGCGUGGACUUGCCCAGGCAUGCUGCGGCGGGCUCGUGCCGCGCAAGGAAAGGUGAUCAAGCUGGCCAUCGACGGAAAGCAAAGCAUCCUCAUCAACGACUAUACCGUCGUGACCGUCAGUUUUCUGGUGUGCAGUGAGCAGGUCAGACCGACAAGACAAGGCGGUGCCAGGACAGGCAGUCGCCAGAACGCUCACACCCUGACCCAGGAGCCGUUAGCCCAGACGCUCAUGAACACGGAAAAGGAAGCCAACAUUUCGCAGUUCCUACGCACGCUGGAAAACGUGGCUAGCAAAUGCUGCGGCCUUGACCUAAGCUACCAGGUCUGGCAAGUCCACAAAGACUACGCCAAAGGCAUCGAGGCGUCCCGCAUCAAUGUAUUCCCUUGUGCACGACCGUGCGAUGACUACCCACAUAUGCGGAGAGCAUCGCAUAGCGUGCUCGCGAGCCUGCUCUCGCCGAAGAUUCCGUCGGAGCCUCAGAAGUUCUUAGAAGCCAAAGUCACGAGGCAGAACAGUUCCGCAGCAGAGGACGAAAGCAAUGCAAGGCGGUCGAAGCCAGCCGAGACGAAGCCUUUGCAGCUGCUGGAGAGAGUGAUUCAACUGAGUCGGUUCUUGCCGACUGUUGUUCUGUUUGAUGCGGUGUGGCAGCUAACUUUUUCGUGGUUGGAGACCGUCAGCAAGAAAGCCGCGACCUACUUGAAGCAGACGUACUUUCACAAAGUGCCAGUCUCGAGCCUUCGCAAGCAGAUGCAUGUAGGGCAGCCAGUGGGAAAGUCCGCGGAUGCCAGUUGCUGGUUCGCCGGCUUCUGGGCAGGCGUAACUGGCACAUACCCAGGAACUGGGUCCGGGACACAGUCGCUGGAGAGCUUUCACGCAUACUGGCAGGCGCAGGUCCGGUCCAAGGUAAGGACAGCUCCGACCGACAUAUUCCGAGCAAUGGAAGAUUUGUACAAGACCGACUGGUGCAAGAAGUUCAUGUGGGAGGAGGCGCGAAGCUUCUUGACGUGGCCAGACCGUCCCGCGCUGGACCUCUUAAACAGCACCAUGCUGCGUACUGCUGGACGGUCGCCUGCGGCAGACUUUUGGGAUCAGCGGGCGAAGAAGCUGACGGGUCUGCGUAAUCAUUUCAAGAUCUGGCGCCGCACAGACAAGGCCAAGGGCCAGGACGGCAUAACGACUUUCUGGGUCAUGCGGUGCCAACGCCACCAGGACCAAAUGCCUGCUGAUGCAAGCAUCGACCAAUCCACCGCCGAGACUUUUGCAGACCUGCUGACCCUGGACGGCACAGAACUGCAGCGGCUGCUGACCAGGUGCGGUGUGGCAGAGGGAGACGCAAACAAGCAGCGGCUGAAUGCGAAUGCGCUCGACAAGCUCCUGGGCGUACACUGCGCAGUCUUUCGAGGCCACCUGGCCGAUUCCCUCUGGCCGCGUGUGCGACGUCGGCUGCAAACCCCACUGCCAUCCACGCUCUGCACAUGCAUCGAGUUCAUGCAGCACGCAGAGUGCGAACACAUUGUCUUCGUGAAGGCAUUGGAAGGGGAUGCAGAUGCAGAGAAUCUGAAUGAGGUUCCUAUCCUGCGAAAAAGAGGACGUAAGCCCAAGCGGAAGGCAGACGCGGAGAUGAAGUCUGCAUCUGCGGCAAAGCGUCGCAGGCAGCAGAAGUAA
Molecule: messenger RNA, 2853 nt
Organism: Symbiodinium sp. CCMP2592
Lineage: Eukaryota; Dinophyceae; Suessiales; Symbiodiniaceae
Source: the annotation of a GenBank genome assembly